AAAAAUAGUCCGGUCUGAUCUCUUGAACACUUGUUUCAGUCGUUUGCUUUCGGUAUCGGAAGUACCAAGCUCACCCAUUUUUGAGACCAAGAGACCACUUCAGAACUCAAUCAAUACGAAGUUUAAAGGGUAAUUUCGGGAAAACAACGCUGUUUGUCAUCGUAGGAUUGCUGACAUAUGGUUUCGAUCGCAGCAAGAAUAUCCCCAUUCCGAUUCACUUGGACACUAUUCCGGCAUUCACUCCAUGGACUCCGACGACUCGCAGAAAAGUGAGAAAACCCCAACAGCCAGGCACACAUGUCCUGCUUGUUACAAACAAUAUAAGAAGAAAGAACAUUUCAUUGAGCAUAUGAAGGUUGCCUUCCACUCAGCUCAUGAUCCUAGAUGUGGAGUGUGUAGAAAGCACUGCAAAUCAUUCGAGUCUUUGAGGGAACAUCUUACUGGUCCAGUGGCAAAAGAAAAUUGCAUGAAGAUUUUCACUGAACAAGGAUGUGAUCUAUGUUUGAAGCUCUUUGAUAACCCUGCUUCUCUUAACCAGCAUAGAGAAGUGUGUCUCCUAUCUGCACCUGCUCCUAUAGGAACAGUGCCUAAUGCAGAAUCUCAGUCUUAUAUGAAUUUCUGUGGAGAAAACCACUUCGAUAACCGCCCCGAAGCAAUUGCAAUGGAUUGUGAAAUGGUUGGCGGUGGAAGUGAUGGAUCACUGGACCUGUGUGCAAGGGUGUGCCUAACUGAUGAAGACGAGAAAAUCCUAUUCCACACCUAUGUGCGGCCUCAACUUCCUAUCACUAAUUACAGAUACGAAAUUACUGGGUUAACAGAAGAUCAUCUUACAAAUGCAAUGCCACUCAAAGAUGUGCACGAUAAGAUCUUGGAAAUUUUGUACAAUGGAGAGUCCAUUGGGAGAUCAAGGUUGGAUGGGGGAAAGGCCAAGCUUCUUGUGGGGCAUGAUUUGGAUCAUGAUUUGGAUUGCAUGGCAAUGUAUUAUCCUCAGCACCUGCUGAGGGAUACUGCAAAGUACCAACCACUGAUGAAAACAAAUUUUGUCAGUCACUCACUUAAGUAUCUCACCAAAACAUAUCUGGGGUAUGAUAUCCAGUCUGGUAUGCAUGAUCCUUAUGAAGAUUGUGUGGCUGUAAUGAGACUGUACAAGAGAUUCCGAGCCCUAGAUCAUCAGAUAGAAGGCAUUGUACUUGCUACGAAGUAUUCAAACGACAUCCAUGUGAAUUUCGAUUCUCUGACAACUGAAAAGCUUGAGGAGAUGACACCUGAUGAGCUUUAUGAAUUGUCAAAACCAAACUACGAGUGCUGGUGUCUGGAUACAAGGCAAGCACUAACAUUAGGAUUAUGACUAUUGUCUAGAAAAGACUUCAUUCAAAUAUAAUUAUGCAGCUAUUAGCCUAUUAGAGACUUUGAGCAAGGUUAUUAGAUGUGCAGGGGAUCUUGUCAGGGUGUCAUUUUGGGUACGACUGUCUGUCUGUGUAUUAUCUUGUGUUGUACAUUUUCUGUUUGUAGUCGUCGUCUGAAGUGAAAGAAGGCAAAUUUGCAAAGACAAGCAUUCCCCUGAUAAUGUUAACAUUCUCAGUUCUGGCAUGUAAAUUUGCUAUGCUUAUGCAGCCUUGUUCUGGCAUUUUAAUUUGCUAUGCUUCUGCAGCUUUGUUCGGGCAUUACGCUUAAACAACAGCAAGCAAACCAGUUUUAUCACUAGGUUCCAAUCCAAGCAAACCAGUUCUGUCACUUGAUUCCAAUCUA
Messenger RNA from Fragaria vesca subsp. vesca, 1749 nucleotides. RefSeq names its product RNA exonuclease 4-like. Gene Ontology annotation, molecular function: nucleic acid binding; 3'-5' exonuclease activity. The coding region runs from base 245 to 1348 and encodes 367 amino acids. The record is from RefSeq and is a predicted model, not a curated record. NCBI's taxonomy places the organism in Eukaryota, Viridiplantae, Streptophyta, Magnoliopsida, Rosales, Rosaceae. Gene Ontology annotation, biological process: rRNA processing. The transcript has 8 exons. Gene Ontology annotation, cellular component: nucleus.